This is a messenger RNA of Penicillium daleae, 1434 nucleotides long. RefSeq lists its product as uncharacterized. NCBI's taxonomy places the organism in Eukaryota, Fungi, Ascomycota, Eurotiomycetes, Eurotiales, Aspergillaceae. The transcript has a single exon. The record is from RefSeq and is a predicted model, not a curated record. Gene Ontology annotation, biological process: sphingolipid metabolic process. Bases 1 to 1434 code for a protein of 477 amino acids. Gene Ontology annotation, molecular function: glucosylceramidase activity.
AUGAAGUUCUCCGUGAUUGACAAGCUUUUUCUUCUCAACGCGCUAGUCGCGAGAGUCACAGCAACGCCCACAUCAUCAUCAUCGCUGAUCUCCGUGUCUGUCAACCCCAAGGCUCAAUUCCAAGAAGUUGACGGAUUCGGAGCCUCUCAAGCCUUCCAGCGUGCUGAAGAUAUCUUUGGCAAAUAUGGCUUACCAGCUGUGAAUCAGUCCCUUGUUCUGGAUCUUCUCUACAACAAGGAAGUUGGCGCGGGCUUCACCAUUCUGCGAAAUGGAAUUGGCUCUAGCAAUACUUCCGACAGCAACUUCAUGAACUCUAUCGAGCCAACAAACCCCGGGGGCCCCAAUGCAAAGCCCGACUAUGUUUGGGAUCGCUACAAUAGCGGCCAGUUCCCUCUCGCCCAGCAAGCAUACGCUCGUGGUCUUCAAACUCUCUACGCUGAUGCCUGGUCGGCCCCGGGUUAUAUGAAAACAAACGAUGACGAGAACAAUGGUGGCUACCUCUGUGGUGUGACCAAUGAAUCUUGUGCGAGUGGAGACUGGAUGCAGGCUUAUGCCAAUUACCUCGUCCAGUACGCGCGCUUUUACAAAGAGUCUGGGGUAGAUGUCACGCAUUUAGGCUUUUUGAACGAGCCCCAGUUUGCAGCCACCUAUGCCGGCAUGCUUUCAAACGGCACACAGGCUGCUGAUUUCAUUCGAUUGCUGGCCAAGACCAUCAAGAAGUCUGGUCUUGAUCUGAAGAUAAAUUGUUGUGAUGGGAUCGGUUGGGAUGACCAAGAAGCGAUGAUGGCCGGUCUAGAAGCGGGUCCUGAUCCAGCUAUCAACUACCUUGACGUCGUGACUGGCCAUGGGUACGAUUCAGCGCCCACUUACCCUCUCAGUACCAACAAGAAGACCUGGCUGACCGAAUGGGCCGAUCUGACUGGCGACUUUACUCCUUACACUUUCUACAAUAAUGGGGGUCCUGGAGAGGGACUCACGUGGGCCAAUCACAUUCAGGUUGCACUGAGAGAUGCUGGAGUCAGUGGGUUCCUCUACUGGAUUGGGGCCGAAAACUCAACCACAAACAGUGGGCUGAUCAACCUCAUCAAUAAUGAGGUAAUUCCCUCCAAGAGAUUUUGGGCGUUUGCUCAGUUCAGCAAGUUCGUGCGUCCUGGUGCUCGUCGCAUUGCGGCAGUCAGUUCUCACGCAAAUGUCACUGUCAGCUCCUUCGAAAACAAGGAUGGACGUAUUGCUACUCAGCUGCUGAAUCAGGGUAAUUCCAACGUUGAAGUCAAGGUGCAGAUAACUGGUCUCAAAUCGGGUGCAUCAAUUAAGCCUUACCUCACAAACAAUGACAACGACUUGGAGCCUCUAGCUUCUAUCGCGGUGGCUAAGGGUGGCUCAUUCCAGGCUGAGAUUCCCGCAUGGUCGAUGGUUACUUACUUGGCUGUGUGA